GUCCAACCCGUUGGCGUCCCGUGACCAAACCCACGCGCCCACCUGACCGGCAUCGGCAUGGCAUCACCGCACCCACGCGGCCACGCCCACACCGCCUGCCUCCUAUCAAAACCGCCACCGCCCCCACGCCGAACCGUCGUAGCCACUCCCGUCCGUCUGGCCAGGCAUCGUCUCCGACUCCCGUGACUCGUCGCCGCCCCCCGCUAGCUCCAUGAUUGGGGGCGCCAAGCCGCUCGCGGCGCCGCUGCUCGGCGCGACGCCCCCCGCUGGGCGCCGCCUCGCCACCGCCGCCUGCGCCCCGGACCCUUCCCCAGCUCUCGCCACCGCCGCUGCCCAGAGCCCGGGCCAGUCCGACCGCGCCCCGCCACCGCGGCCGCCGGAUGAGUCCGCCGCCUCAUCCACGGCGCUGCGGGGCACCUCACAGCUCAGCCGGUGGUCCCGCGCGCGGGCGCUCCGCUCGGGCCGGCGGCUGGGGCUGGACCGCGCGGCGGUCUCCUUGGCGCCGCCGACGAUGCCCCCGCCCACGCCGUCGCUGGUGCCCGACGUUGCUGCGGGGGCGGCGGAGGACGACGACGACGACCUGUGCGACGCCGAGAGGGACGCGGUGGCCGGGAAGGCCAUCUACAUGGUGUCGGACGGGACCGGCUGGACGGCCGAGCACUCGGUGAACGCCGCGCUCGGCCAGUUCGAGCACUGCCUCGUCGACCGCGAAUGCUCCGUCAACACCCACCUCUUCUCAGGGAUCGACGACAUGGAUAGACUUCUUGAGGUAAUAAAACAAGCAGCAAAAGAAGGGGCACUAGUUCUAUAUACCCUUGCUGAUCCUUCGAUGGCUGAGGCAACUAAGAAGGCCUGUGAUUUCUGGGGUGUUCCAUGCACUGAUGUUCUUCGACCUACGGUUGAAGCCAUUGCUGCUCAUAUUGGUGUUGCUCCAUCUGGGAUUCCACGUAGUUCUCCUAGUCGAAAGGGUCAACUAACUGAGGAUUACUUCCGGCGAAUUGAGGCCAUUGAUUUUACCAUCAAACAAGAUGAUGGAGCUCAGCCACAGAAUCUCAACCGUGCAGACAUUGUACUUGUUGGUGUUUCACGUACAGGGAAGACUCCAUUGUCUAUAUAUCUAGCUCAGAAGGGAUACAAGGUAGCAAAUGUCCCCAUUGUGAUGGGAGUGAAUCUUCCAAAGGCUCUUUUUGAGAUCAAUCAGGACAAGAUUUUUGGAUUGACGAUAAAUCCAGUGAUUCUUCAAGCAAUUAGGAAGACAAGGGCCAAAACUCUAGGUUUUGAUGGGUACACGAGCAAUUAUGCUGAAAUGGCGCAUGUGAGGCAGGAGUUGGACCAUGCAAAUCAAAUUUUUGCUCAGAACCCAAUGUGGCCAGUCAUUGGAGUCACUGGAAAAGCUAUAGAGGAAACAGCUGCUGUGGUUGUAAGGGUUUACCAUGACAGGAAACAGAAAUGCUCCAUGCCACGCAUAUCCAAACGGGUGGCUCCAGUUCUAGUCUACGAUUACCGGUCAGGUGGUUAACACUCAUGUCGAGUAUCAAAGAGUCUAUUCUGCUGCAGUGCAGAUAUAUCGAAAUUCCACAAUUCAUCAAGUCCGGCAAUUUUUUACGUCUACCGACUAGAUUAGUGCCAUAUGCAUAGAGUGCCAUAUUCAUUCAUGAGGGUUCCAAAUUCUCCUAGAAAGAUCACCCAUCUCGUGAUCUACGUGUGUCAUUCUUUGUUCGUUCAUUCAGUUUAGGUUCAUCGAAGAUAUGUAUCACUUCAAGAAAUUGACAUUCGAGGAGACAAUUGGUUAUCGCUGUAAA
This is a messenger RNA of Panicum hallii, 1802 nucleotides long. RefSeq names its product pyruvate, phosphate dikinase regulatory protein, chloroplastic-like. The transcript is spliced from 4 exons. NCBI's taxonomy places the organism in Eukaryota, Viridiplantae, Streptophyta, Magnoliopsida, Poales, Poaceae. Gene Ontology annotation, molecular function: ATP binding; protein serine/threonine kinase activity; phosphotransferase activity, phosphate group as acceptor. The coding region runs from base 212 to 1519 and encodes 435 amino acids. The record is from RefSeq and is a predicted model, not a curated record. Gene Ontology annotation, cellular component: chloroplast.